AUGGGAGCCUGUGUUAAUCAAUACUAUAUUUAUCCUACUUACCUUGCUUUGCACCCUAAAUUCAGAGAUUAGAUGCUAACAUUUUAUCGCUUAACUGCUGAAGAAAAUAAGGAAUUUUAAUAGCUGGCUAGGAGAGACUAUGAUGCCUAUAAAAACAAGCAGCCAUUAGCAUAUGAACCUGAAGCAAUACAACCAUCUCAGCUUAUCCCUAUUAUCCCUAAUAGCAUUUUCAGCAAUUAUUCAUUUAAUACUGCGACUUAGAUUACAAUUACACCAGCUUAGCAGUUUUACAAUAACCUAGCAUAUCUAAACCUGUAUGGUUUAAUGAGUUUUAUGAAUAGCUUCAAAAGUAUGAAACUUUUGAAAAUUCUUGUAAAAGAAGGCCUAGAUAUCAAUCAAAAAACUCUUGCAGGGUAAACUUUUUUUAUUGAACUUGUAUCUACCAUUCCAAAUGAUGAUAUAUAAUUUACUGAGUAUUUUGAAUUCCUUGAAUAGCACAACUUAGAUAAGAGUGUUACUGAUCAACAAGGAAAUAAUGCAUUGCUGUUGUCCUUCUAAUAAAAUAAGAUAAAAAUUGCUGAGUAUCUAUUGACAAAGAAUAUGGAUAUUAAUGCCACGAAUAAACAAAUUGAAACCCUAUUAAUAUUGACAGUAAAAAAGAAUGAUUUCGACAUGGCUGAGUACCUUCUUGAUAAAGGAAGUGACCCAAAUAUCUAGGAUAAAAUGGGAAGAACUGCCUUGCAUUACGCAGUCAAUAACUCUAGUUCAACUAUUGAUGCCAACUUUGAUAUGGAGAACUUGCUUAUAUCUAACAAUGCUAAUGUGAAUCUAUAAGAUAGGACUAAAAGAACUCCUUUGCAUUAUGCUUUCGUGAAGAUUGGACAGUAAUCGAAUCAAAAUUAGGCUAUGGAUCCGAUAGAGACAAUAUCUAGUUUAUGCUCAGUAAAAGAUGCUAAUCCAAGUAUUUAGGAUAAGUAUGGAAAGAAUGUCUUGCACUAUGCGGCAUAAAGAGGAGCUACAAUAAGUACACUUUAUCUUGAGAAGAAAGGUGUGGAUUUCCACUAAAAAGAUGCCUACGGUAAUACACCUCUAGCUACUGCAAUGCUUUAUAACUAAGUUUAAUAUGCCAUAAUGCUUAUUAAGCAAGGCAGCAAUGUAAAUGAGUUAGUUUAUCCAGAGAACAGGCAAGCAUACCUUGAAUAUAAAAAGAAAAUAAGAGAAAGUUAAAUGAUUGAUGAAGAUCCUGAUGUUUCAGAACCUGAAGCUCCUGUAUACAAUUAGAAUAGCAUUUUUGGACAACAGUAAUAUAGCUUAUUUGGACAACAGUAAUAUGGCUAUGGAUAGCAAUAAAUAUUCAAUGCGAAAUAACUUAGCUAGCCAGAAAAUAUGUUCAAACUUGCAGUUUAGUAUCAGUAAUUAGGGCUUUCCUAUUUAAUCUUGGACUAUGGUUUUGAUUUGAUUAUGGCAAUGGAAGAUGCUCUAAAGCAGUAAAAAUUCUCAUUGGCAUUAACACUUCUUUAAAAAGUAUCAGAUAACAAGGCCAUUCAAAAGUCUAAUUAAAAAAAUUAGAAUCUGUUUCAUAUUCUAGCAAUAAACGCUAAGAUUCUGAAUGGCAUGUAAAACUCUAAGCAAUUGAAUAGAAUAUACAAGCAAUUCAAAAGAAGGGAGAUCGAUAUAGCUUAAAAAGAUAUUCUUGGAAGACUGCCUAUUCACUAUGCUGCUAUUAAUGGUGCAUAUUCUUUGCUUGAAAUAAUGCUUGCAGAUGCAUGUGUCUAAGUUGAUGAGGUUGAUAGCCUCGGCUAAACACCACUAGUUUUGGCUAUCAAAGGAAAAAAUCUAAGGGUCAAUGAUAAUUAUCAUUGCUUUAAAAUACUCAUGAACAGUUAAAAGGUGAGAUAGAAUAUAAUUUACGAGGAAAAAUACUAUGAUGAAUCAAAUUUUUAAAUAUAUGUACCUGAGACUUUGAAAGUUACUCCCUUUAAUCACUUAACUAGAUCAAUCAAAUUUUUGGAGUAAAAUUUAGCAGUAUCUUAUUUAGAGCUUUUUUUUGCAAGUUCAAGUAAUCUUUUUGAUGUCUUUGAUUAAAGAGAUGAGCAGAACAGAGAUCCAAUAAUGGUCUUAGCAUAAUAGAAUGACUAUAAUUGUUUUAAGUUAAUCUUCAAAUAAAUUAAAGUAAAUAUGUCUAAGAUACUUCCAAGAUAUUAAGGGACGAUUGAACCUCUUCCCAAUAAAAAGGAAUAAACUAAAAAUGACUUAAAAAAGAUUUUAGAAAAUAAGGAUAAUCAAGGCAAAACAUCACUUUAGAUAUUAAUUACGAAUUGUGAUUCUGGCACAUACGAUAAUUAUAGAUUCUUUUUAAAACUUGUAUCUUUAGGGGCAGAGAUCACAUCCUAAAACUCAGAUAUCAAAUAGAUAUUCGACUAUUAGAGCAAAUAUCCUAAGUCUUAUAUCUACAGACUCAUUUAAAAGGAGCUUAAACUUAAUAAUCUAAAUAAGUUACCUAUGCUAAAUAUCAAUACGUAAACUAAUAAGAAAUCAGAGGAGAAAAUGAUCCAAUUGGAAGAUAUGAUGAUGAUUGAUACUACCUAAGUAGAUUAUUUGAGAGACUCUGAGAGGUAUCUCAGUGAGUUAGCUUAGUCCUAAUAGAUUGUGAUAUAAAAAAUUUUGCCAAAACCAGAUAAAAUUCUAGGCGUAGAUGAUAAGGCUCUAACCGUGGAGUUUGAAAAUGAAGAUGAUAUAGACUCAGCUUAUGAAGCUAAUCUUAUAAAGAUUGAUCUGAAGAAGUAUGGCCACUCUUCAAGAGUUUACUAUAAAAUCUAACUGCUUCAUGACAAAGUGAAGAACAUUUAUGUGGUUCUGACUAAAUGGGGCAUGAUUAAUGCUCAUGAUCAAGGCAUGUGCCAGAAGACUCCUUUCUAGACCAAAGAAAAAGCAGUGGAAGAGUUUCUUAAGAUAUUCAAGCUGAAAACUAGCAACAAUUGGGCAGAUAGAGAAAACUUCUAGCUCCCCAGAGCAAAAGGAAAAUAUGUUUAUCAUAAGGUCAGCAGACAAAUCUUUAACUACACUGACAGUCUCGUACCAUUUAUUUACAAGGAAUGUGCUGAGUCUCAAUUAGAAAAAGAUCAGCAAAGAUUUAUUAAGUUAAUCGCUAACAUAGGAAUGUACAGCGAAGUUCUUAAAUAAAAGAUGAUAAACAAUAAUUAACUAAACUUGUCAAACAUUAAGAAAGAAGAUAUUCUUAAGGGCAAAGAUAUUUUAGAAAAAAUUUAAGAACUCUUUAAAAAAGCUUAAGUUUAGUAUGACGAGGAGUCAACCUCUGAAAAUAAAUAUAAGGAGAUUGUCUAGCUUUCAAGUGAAUUGUAUAGGACUAUUCCGUUUUGCUAUUCCACUGAGUUGCCUGAACCAAUCUGUGAUUAGCAGUAGAUUGACAAAUUCAGAAAUACCUUAUAUGACUUGCUAACCCUUGAAAAUUCAACUAAGAUACUAAUGGGGGCAAAGUAUAUGAGCAAGUAAAUGAGUCCCCUAGACUAUAUUUACAGAAGCCUUGGUAUUGAUAUAUCGUAUGCCGAAUAGGAUUCUCUAGAUUAUGAGAUAGUGAAAAACUAUGUGGUGAAUACAGGUUAGUCAUAUGUCAAUACCUAUACAAUUAACAAUAUCUAUAAGAUCAGUAGACAUCAAGAUGAACAAAACUUUUAAAACAAUGGAUUUUGUAAUGAUCCUCACAGACUACUUUUAUUCCACGGUACUGGCUAGUAAAAUCUUUUGAGCAUUCUUAGCACCGGCUUGAAAUCAUCUCCACUUGGAGUGAAUCAACAUGGUUAAGCGUUCGGACCCGGUGUAUACUUCUCUAAUAUGCUUGAUAAGAGUGCCUCUUAUGCAGUAGGCACCAGAUACAUGGAACUUGAGGAUUAGGAAGCAUACUUAGCAGAUAUAGAUAAGGACUAGCCUCAAUAUAUGGAAAGAAAGUAUAUUUUAAUCUGUGAAGUUGCUUUGGGUUACAUUCUUAAGCAAGAGCAGGCUCAGAAAACUAUUAUUCAUAGUUAAUACAACUAUAAUUACCUUUAAAACUAUGUAGCAAAUAUGGCUAUUGGCUCCUAAUAAUAGCUCAGAGAGAUCAAUUAAUAAGUCAGCAAACUGAAAAUAGUAAAAGUAGAAAACAAUAAUUAGAAGAAAGUUGAUUCGGAUGAAGAUAAUGAAGAGGUUUAGGAUGAAGAUGCUAAAAUAGAAGAUGAAGAAGUGAAAGCCCAGAAGUUUGAUGUUAAUGAACUAAGCGAUGAAGAAUAGGAAGGUGAAAAUGAAAUCAGUAAGAAGAGAAAACUAUUAGGUGAGAAAGUGAAUGAUACCAGAACAAUUAGAAGCAGAAGAAUGCUGGAGAUAACAAAUGAAAAGGCGCUACCAAUGUUUGACACAUUAUGGAUUGGUGCAAAUCAGAUUCCUGACCCUUAAUUUAAUUUGCUGUUAGAGGAUGGAUCUAUCAUUCCCCAGGGACGUUAUGUCAAAGUUGAGCAAACCGUUAAGAAAUUAGAAGGUCAAUAAUAUGUCAAGAGAAUUCAUUAGUAUACUAAUGCACCUGCAUAGAGUGAAUUUAUAGUUAAAAACCCUGAAAGAAUUAAGAUUAGAUAUAUAGUAGAGUUGAGAUCUAAAACUCAGGCUGAAAAAGCUAAAGAAGUAGUUCAGAGGACUAAGAUUAAUACCGAUAUAAUCGUAGAAUGA
Molecule: messenger RNA, 4713 nt
Organism: Stylonychia lemnae
Lineage: Eukaryota; Ciliophora; Spirotrichea; Sporadotrichida; Oxytrichidae
Source: the annotation of a GenBank genome assembly